GGUGUGUUCACAACAAGAAUGCAGAUGUCUGACUGGCGGGGAAUGAAAACGUCGUAAGAUGUCAGUCGCACGUCUAAGUAGCUGAGACUUUGAGGUCAGUCGGCGUGAGUACAGCAAGGGGGAGAGACUGCAAAAAUUCGCAACAUGUCACAGCCCCCGGUUCCAGCGCCAAGGAGACAGUUUAGUCCUCGAGACCAAACUGAAGACACCGAGCCGUCAAAGUGUAGCUCCACUCCUCAGUCUCCCACAAAAUCUCCAAAGGGAGGUUUGGUCUGCUCAACUCCUCCACCAGUGUCGCCAAAGAAGUGGACUGUUAAAAAGAGCUCGGGAGGAAGUGAAACUCUAAAUGGCAGCCUAGAAAUAGUGACUGCCGGACAAUCAAUUAAUGGUAACUGUAAAGCACAACCUCCUCCGCUGCCUCCCAAACCUCCAAAACAAGAGCCGGACGAUGAAAAUGAAAUCCUGGAUGCCAACUCUCUGUUGGGUUGGUGGAAGGAAAGCAAAUCCUGGGAUUCACUGUGCAAAGGCCUCAACCCUACGGGGAGGAGAGAAACACAGAUUAUCAAGAUUAAAGCUGAACAGCUCCACAAAGUUGUCCAGGUUUACGUCCUCCUGCUGGCUGAACACGCAGGCACCCUGAAGGAGCACACUUCGGAGCUUCUCGGCAUCGCCGACAACUUAGACAAGGUCUCAAAGGGGACAAAGAUCGCCGCUAUUACCGGAGGAGCUACAACUGUGGCGGGAGGUGUGGCUGCAGCUGCCGGAGUGAUACUGUCCCCGUUCACGCUGGGGGCCUCGCUGGCCCUCACCGCAGUGGGCGUGGGCGUGGCUGCAGCCGGCGGCGUCACUGGUGCAUCAGCAGCCAUCGCCAAUAAGGUGAACGCCUCUCACGACAGGAAGAAAAUCGACAAGAUCUUCCAGGAGUACGAAGACCUCAUGGUGGAGAUAAAGGACUGCUUGAAGUUCGUCAACGAGGGCAUGGAGAAGCUAAAGGAGCACAGUCUGUCCGUUCUGAGUGAGGCUAGGAAGGAUUCGGUGAGGGUAGCCAGGGUGGUAGAUCUGGCCGUUACAGGAGGGGCAAGUGCCAGGGUCGUAGAGGCUAAAAGUAGGGCAUCGGGGCUGAUUCAAGGCUUUGCGCUCGGCAUGGAUUUCUACUUCACCAAAGAGAAAGACGGGCAGAAGCUGAAGAAGGGCCUUGAGUCGAAGUUUGCGAAGAAAAUCCGCAAACUAGCAAUGGAGCUCAUUAAUGGAUUGGAUGAGCUCAUGCAAAUCAGCGACUUGUUCUGUAAGCGUUGUCCAUGGGAGUAA
Messenger RNA from Xiphias gladius (swordfish), 1308 nucleotides. Its product is annotated as apolipoprotein L3-like. The transcript has 9 exons. Bases 145 to 1308 code for a protein of 387 amino acids. The record is from RefSeq and is a predicted model, not a curated record. Gene Ontology annotation, molecular function: lipid binding. Gene Ontology annotation, cellular component: membrane; extracellular region. Lineage: Eukaryota; Metazoa; Chordata; Actinopteri; Istiophoriformes; Xiphiidae. Gene Ontology annotation, biological process: lipoprotein metabolic process; lipid transport.